This is a messenger RNA of Opisthorchis viverrini, 426 nucleotides long. RefSeq lists its product as hypothetical. Bases 1 to 426 code for a protein of 141 amino acids. The record is from RefSeq and is a predicted model, not a curated record. Lineage: Eukaryota; Metazoa; Platyhelminthes; Trematoda; Opisthorchiida; Opisthorchiidae. The transcript has a single exon.
AUGUAUGCAAGUGAGUUCAAAGCCAGAAUGACCACCGCAAGUCAAGCUAAUUUGUCGCCACUAGUCUCAAACCAUUGUGCGACUUUCUUACUGGUGAGUACUCUGGUUUCUCCUAGGACUUCAGCUGAAAAACUGUUCAGUCACCAAAUCAAUAUCUACAAUCAUUCCCUGGGCAGAGUCAAGAGGACUAUCUUGGCUACCAUGAGACGCCCCGCUUUGGGUGAGUUACACCAAAAGGUGAUUCACAGGGAAGGUUGCUGGUUACUCUAUGCUGGAGAGUGGCUCUAUCUUUCUGCAGUUACCUUACUCAAAUGCGAAGUGGAAAUUAGAACAACUCGACUCAAAUGUAUAUCGACGGAUGGGCACUUGUGGGAAGAGAAGAAAACCGAUCCAUUCACUCAGGUGACCGAAACCUUGGCCCAAUAA